Molecule: messenger RNA, 1065 nt
Organism: Sitodiplosis mosellana (orange wheat blossom midge)
Lineage: Eukaryota; Metazoa; Arthropoda; Insecta; Diptera; Cecidomyiidae
Exons: 2
Coding region: 404-988 (194 amino acids)
Source: RefSeq, a predicted model, not a curated record
GCUCCACAUUCAGUAAGAUCACACGGACCAAUAACUUCUUCGUCUGAUUCAAGUGUCUGUAUACUAAUACUUUUGCUAUAGUUUUUUUACGGGCGCGUUUUGAAAAAUCUUUUGGUUUCUCUUUGAGUGCAGUAAUAGCGGAAGAAUUGUCUGCGCGGUGGAUAAUUCUAAAGAGAAAACGGAUUGUUGCUGCAUACUUUUUAAACGCUGGUUUCGUGGCAAUGUUUUUAUUUUUUGAGAGGCCAGUAAAUGAAAAUACUCGGAGAAGUUUUGUGUCGAAGCAAUGCCCCAUCAAAUAGUCGGUGACUUUUUUGCAUUGAUUUACACUUCAAUAUUGUUGUCAGUUCUCAAUAUUACAUGAGCAACGACAGACUUAUAAUCGCAUCGAUUUGCACCUGAAAAUAUGGAUGAAUUGGGGAACCUUCGCAACGCAGUUCAAGAGCUUCAGGAGUCCGUUAAAAAAUUGCAAAUUGACGAUUCAGCUGCGAAUGAUGUUGAAGAAGAUGCGGAUGAUAUAUUCCCUAUUCGAAGUCUUGAGCAAUUGAAUUUUUUCGAGAAAAAAUUGAAAGAAGACAAAGUAGCCCGAAAAAAAUUGAUUCGAUCAUUGGUGAUAUUCGGAGGAUCGACAGGCAAAUCCAAUGCCAAAAAAGUCACCGAUUUUUUGAUGGGGCAUUGCUUCGACACAAAACUUCUCCGAGUAUUUUCAUUUACUGGCCUCUCAAAAAAUAAAAACAUUGCCCCGAAACCAGCGUUUAAAAAGUAUGCAGCAACAAUCCGUUUUCUCUUUAGAAUUAUCCACCGCGCAGACAAUUCCUUCACCAUUAUUGGAUUUGAAGAUUACCUGAAAGGUUUUUUCAAACACGUUUGUGAAGGACUCAAGCGAAGACAUACACUCGAAUCGGAUGAGGAAUUCAAUGGCAACGAGGACGCACCAAAAAACAGCAAACGAAUGCGAACCGAAUCAGACGGAAAUUUCUGUCAUAGUUAGAUUUUGCAGCAUUGUCAACAGAUUCAAAAUGAUAACAAUAAAAUCUGACAAAUAAAGAAAAAAAAAUGUUGCGUGUA